This is a messenger RNA of Triticum turgidum subsp. durum (durum wheat), 672 nucleotides long. The record is from the annotation of a GenBank genome assembly. Lineage: Eukaryota; Viridiplantae; Streptophyta; Magnoliopsida; Poales; Poaceae.
AUGGAACCUCCUCCCCACGAGAACGAGAUGACCAGGUCCGUCGCCAUUAGUUCAUCCGACAUGAAUCGGUCGGAGUCGGCACCGGCCACGGCGGUGAAGACGGUGGACGUGCAAACGGCGGCGACACCAGCCGUGGGGGUGACGCCGGUGGACGUGCAGACGGCGGCGACACCGGCCGUGGGGGUGACGACGGUGGACGUGCAGACGGUGACGCCACCGGCCGUGGGGGUGACGACGGUGGACGUGCAGACGGUGACGCCACCGGCCGUGGGGGUGACGACGGUGGACGUGCAGACGGCGGCGAGGGAGCUUCAGGAGCAGCAGGACGGCAUGAUGUACCUGGACGUGAGGACGGAGGAGGAGAUGGGGAAGGGCCACAUCGGCGGCUCCCUCAACGUCCCCUACUUCUUCGUCACACCACAAGGGACCCGGGAGAAGAACCCACGGUUCGUGGAGCAGGUCGCCUCGCUCUACACCACAGAGCAACACAUACUUGUCGGGUGCCAGAGCGGCAAGAGGUCAGAGCUGGCAUGCGUUGAUCUCCUAGCAGCAGGGUUCAUGAAUGUGAAGAACGUGGGAGGCGGCUACGCUGCUUGGCUGCACAACGGACUCCCAGUGACAGUGGCAGUCCCCACGCCGCCACCAACACCUGAAUCUGCUGCAGCAAUCUGA